Polistes canadensis is the source of this 1612-nucleotide messenger RNA. RefSeq names its product glucoside xylosyltransferase 1 (gene shams). The record is from RefSeq and is a predicted model, not a curated record. The coding region runs from base 459 to 1559 and encodes 366 amino acids. NCBI's taxonomy places the organism in Eukaryota, Metazoa, Arthropoda, Insecta, Hymenoptera, Vespidae. The transcript has 3 exons. Gene Ontology annotation, molecular function: UDP-xylosyltransferase activity. Gene Ontology annotation, biological process: protein O-linked glycosylation via N-acetylgalactosamine.
AGACUUGUGAGCUUCUAUGUAUUUCUGUAUUCUUUGGUAUAACUAUAUAAAUGCUGGAUGUCAAAAUAUUAAAAAGAAAAUGUUAAGGAUGUCUUGUUUUAGUAAAGAAAACUACAUGAUAGAUCGCUCAGUAGAUUGGUGUGUUUACAUGUGAUUAUGAAAGCAAAACAAAAUAUGCGGACAAUUAUGGAGAAAUCCUAUUUUAUUCAAUUUAUAAAUCAUUACUUUAGCUGUGUUUUGCGAAAAGAAAUGUAACUACCGUUGUUUUCUAAUAAUUGUGAAGUUAUAAGAUGUGGUAAUUAAAAUUAGUACAGCAAAAGAAUUAAUGAAUAGAAUAACAUUAUUAAUAGUAUUUACAAAGAUUUAAGAUACCAUGUAAAAUGGCGAAACUACUGUUAAUUAAUAAAUAUGAACAAAAGUCUUAUCACCAAUUGGGAUUUUAGAAAAGAAAGAUUACAAUGAAGUCAAUUUAUAAAUUAUUUGUUUUGUGUUUAACACUAGCUGUUUUGGUAAUACUAUUGAAUUUAACUACAAAUUUGAAAAAUAAGAUAUACGAUGAGCACAAUAAAGAAAAAUUGUCAUACUCUUCGCCUAAGAAAAAAAUAAAUAUACAUGCAACCAGAGAAGUAACUAUUUGUGUUGUAGUCUGUGGAGAUAGAUUAGAUGAAUCGUUGACUAUGCUUAAGUCAGCAUUAGUUUUUACAAAUACGUCAUUACAAUUUAUAGUAAUAACAGAAAAUAAUUUGAUACCUGCAUUUAAUGAAAAGUUAUCAGAAUGGAAACUUAUUUCUAACAAAACAUUUGACUUUGUAAUAAGAUCUGUAACAUUUCCGGAAGGAAAUGAUCCAGGAAUAUGGAAAAAAUUAUUUAAACCUUGUGCUGCUCAACGAUUAUUUCUACCAACUGUCUUAAACAAUACGGAUGCAGUUUUGUACAUGGAUACAGACACAUUGUUUUUAGCUCCACCAGAGAAAAUAUGGGAUGAAUUUAAAAAGAUGAACUCCAGUCAACUAGCUGCUUUAAGUCCAGAACACGAGGAUCCCAAUACUGGCUGGUAUAAUCGAUUUGCUAAACAUCCAUAUUAUGGAAAAUUGGGAGUAAAUUCUGGUGUUAUGUUGAUGAAUUUAACAAGAAUGAGAGAAUUUAGAUGGACCAAUUAUGUUGUGCCCAUUCACAAGGAAUAUAAAUUAAAGAUAACAUGGGGAGAUCAAGAUAUUAUAAAUAUAAUAUUCCAUUAUCAUCCUGAAAAACUUUAUGUUUAUCCAUGUAGAUUUAAUUACAGACCUGAUCAUUGCAUGUAUAUGUCAGUCUGUACAGAAGCAGAGAAACAUGGAGCAUUAGUGUUACAUGGAUCUCGAGGUAUGUUUCAUUCACAGAAACAACCACCAUUUAAAGCUAUAUACAGAUCUAUGCAAGAGUAUCAAUUGAAUACAGAUCCGUACGAUUAUUUACUUGUACCGAUGAGAAAUUAUUUAACAUUGGAAGAUAAGUCUAAUUGCGGCAAAGUAUGGAAAGCUUUUCUUAUACAACCCGAAUUACAUUUAAACAAAAAUGGUUAAAAUUACGUAGUAAUAAUGGGGUUUGUAUAUAUAGGUACUCCAUCUUAUGUGAA